Pseudopipra pipra is the source of this 551-nucleotide messenger RNA. It is a transcript of the gene SMIM15, whose product is annotated as small integral membrane protein 15. The record is from RefSeq and is a predicted model, not a curated record. NCBI's taxonomy places the organism in Eukaryota, Metazoa, Chordata, Aves, Passeriformes, Pipridae. The coding region runs from base 128 to 352 and encodes 74 amino acids. The transcript has 3 exons.
GGCUCAGCUGCCUCUUUCCUGUUUCCGCUCGGAGCCCCGGAGACGUCCAGGGCCGCGGGACCUCGGCGCCGCCCUUGCGCCGCUCGGCAGGCCCGGAGCGUGCCCUGGGCCCAGAAGAACAGAAAAGAUGUUCGAUAUUAAGGCUUGGGCUGAGUACAUCGUGGAGUGGGCUGCAAAGGACCCCUAUGGCUUUCUUACCACGGUGAUCUUGGCCCUUACACCGUUGUUCGUGAUCAGUGCAGCACUUUCAUGGAAGCUUGCAAAAAUGAUUGAGGCCAGGGAGCGAGAGCAAAAGAAGAAACAGAAACGCCAAGAGAACAUUGCAAAAGCCAAACGAACAAAGAAGGAUUAAAUGGGCAAAAAUUACCUGCUGUGCGCAAAGAAUCCACUCUUUAAAUGAAACAUUUGUAUGUUUUGUGUUGUAACUGUCCUUUGAUACUUGAUCCUGUUAUUUCUUGAAGUAUGAAAUUUAAUACUUUGAGUGUAUUUUUUUUCCUGAUGAUUUGUGUUCAAAUUUGCCCAAGUGACACUUAUUAAAUCUACUACUUGUG